Cyphellophora europaea CBS 101466 is the source of this 888-nucleotide messenger RNA. RefSeq lists its product as uncharacterized. The coding region runs from base 1 to 888 and encodes 295 amino acids. The transcript has a single exon. Lineage: Eukaryota; Fungi; Ascomycota; Eurotiomycetes; Chaetothyriales; Cyphellophoraceae. The record is from RefSeq and is a predicted model, not a curated record.
AUGAGCCCCAACUCGCUGUGGUUUUACUUUCUCGAGAAUGUUGUCUACAAACGAAAAGAUCCUGUGCCACGAACGCGCACGGUGCCCAUGGAGGUGCUUGCCGUGGGCCUCCCUAGGUCCGGCACCGAAUCGCUGAAAGACGCCUUAGAGAUCCUUGGUUAUCCCACCUAUCACGGAUAUGACUAUGUGACUGAUCUCCCGGGCGUACCACUCUGGAAUCGACUUGUGCGAAGGAAAUACUACCCUUCUUCUGGCCCAUGGUUUAGAUCCCCCCGAGCGAGCGAGCAGCCUCUCAUCAGCGCCACCGAGUUUGAUCAAAUCCUUGGACACUGCAAAGCGGUCACGGACUCGGCGGCUGCAGCAUUCGCCGUCGAGCUGACUCAGGCUUACCCAAAUGCCAAAAUCAUCCUCAAUCGCCGAACUGACCUCGAUGCAUGGAAGAUGUCGGUCAUGAAGAAUCUGGUGGCCCUUGGCCAACUUCCGCUACUCAAGGUCUGUCUCUGGUUCAAUGGGGAGCUUUUCUGGUUGCAUCAUUUCCUCUUUGAUCUUAUGUACCCUGCUCUCUUUGCAUCAGAGUAUGGCACUUUCGCCGAUGCUGUCCAAGGCAAGGCCAAGCGCGUCAACCAAGAGCAUGCUGCCAUGGUGCGCGGAGCCGUGCCGAAGGAGCGGCUUCUGGAAUGGACCGUGGAGGAUGGAUGGGAACCAUUAUGUGCAUUUUUGGGAAAGGAGGUGCCCAAAGAGCCUUUCCCUAGCUCCAACGCUGGUGUCGACUUCACCAAGAGGACGAACGAUAUCAUCAAGGCCAGACUCGGCGUGGCCUUGAGGAAUCUGCUACUAUGGACAGCACUCUUUGCCGGUCUUGGCGCAACGGCCUGGCACCGUCGGUGA